Molecule: messenger RNA, 2430 nt
Organism: Spizellomyces punctatus DAOM BR117
Lineage: Eukaryota; Fungi; Chytridiomycota; Chytridiomycetes; Spizellomycetales; Spizellomycetaceae
Exons: 5
Coding region: 764-2101 (445 amino acids)
Biological process (GO): proteolysis
Molecular function (GO): zinc ion binding; metallocarboxypeptidase activity
Source: RefSeq, a predicted model, not a curated record
UAUAUAGCGUCAAAGGUCACUGCAAUUGCAAAUUGUAUUAGCGAGUGAGUUUUUUGUCGCCCCUGAACCAUUUACACUUGCAAUCGGCGAGGGAUAGCGUGAUCGUGAGACGUUUUAAAGGGAUUGCGCAAACGCGCGGACCCCUCAUGGUGAAGCUCCGUGUUCCUCCUGGGUGUGAUCGGCUGUCUCCGUGCGAGGUCGGCGGAACUUGGUCCUCGGUCCUUUGUCAGCCAACGACUCGGACAAACCCCGCCGGUGGUGUUCCACAUGCGACGGUCUGUGCACAAAAUCGUUAUCAAAUCGACGCGAUGUGAUCAUCCAUCCAUCUGCUCAUCGUGAUUGCGUCGCGUAAGCUCUUGGUUGAAGAAACUGGCGCGGAACACUUCCACGUACCUCCUGCUAUGUGCCUUCUGGCAAAUAUUCUGAUAAGACCAGAGUCGUUUUUGCUCUGCUACGGGAACAACACUACUCAAGUUAGUCAGGAUAGAAAACCAUGAAUGCUCGUCAGUGAUCAGAGAAGUUAAUAGAUAGCACAUUGCCCCAUUGCGAUGGGUUCCCCACGUCAUUAACACCGAUCACACACCAAAUCUGGAAAAGAUGUAGCACUCUGGGAUUUUCGCAAUGAUCAUGUUUGGCCAUACAUAAAAGGUCGAUUUGGGCAAGUGCGUUCCCCACAGGAUUUCCUUGAGGAACUUGCUUUAGAAAACAAGUUCACAGUAGAAAGGUUCCUUAUACAGCCUCAUAAGACUCAGCACGGUCCAUUAUGCGCAUCUUGCACGGACUUAGUCUCUUUGGUGCUCUGAUUGGCGCGGUACUUGCCUUACCUGCCACCGGUCCUCUCACUAGCGGCGCUAUUAGCGCAUUGCUGGACGGACCUCGUUACGACAACCAUAAGCUCGUCCGCUUGGGGGUCCCAAACAAUGUGUUGGCUAAUGUGCACCGCUUCCUCGACGAAGAACUUGGCCUUGACAUUUGGGAUACUCAGAGCGACCACAUCGAUGUCCGUAUUCCUCCAGGGGCCGACGACAUUCUUACCUCCAAGCCCUUGAGUGAUGUCGCCGGCAGUGCGCUUACAGUGACUGUCCUGGACAACAAUCUUCAGAAGAUUGUUGACGAGGAGACGCAACGAUUGAACAGCCCCAGUGUGCAAGCUGCGAACUGGUUUGCUGACUACCACCGAUAUGCGGACAUCAAGACUUGGUAUCAAACACUUGCCCAGCAGAACCCAAGUCUUGUCACGUUCGUUCCUUCCAUCGGAAAAACCGUUGAGGGCCGCGACAUCUUUGCUGUAAGGAUCACCAGCAAGACUGGCGGCUCCAAACAGCAGAUUUGGUUCCAAGGUUUGCAGCACGCCCGAGAGUGGAUUGGUGGAUCGACUGUCCAGUACGUGUCUGACCGGCUUGUGGCCGAGUACGCCCAGGACAAGACUUUACUGGAUCGGGCGGAAUUCAUUAUCAUCCCAGUCGUAAACCCAGAUGGAUAUGAAUACACUUGGACAGGUGGACGCUUGUGGCGUAAGAACCGUAGCAAGAACUCGGAUGGGUCUUUUGGUGUAGAUCUGAACCGUAACUGGCCCGACCACUGGGGCCAGGGAGGAUCCUCAGCUUCUCCGUCUUCGAUCACCUACCGUGGUCCGUCUGCUGGAUCGGAGCUGGAAGUGAAAGCACUUUCGAAAUACUUUCUCGCACCUGAAAACAAGAAUCUUGUUGGCGCAAUUGACUUCCACAGUUUUAGCCAGCUGGUUCUUCGCCCAUACGGAUUUACGAGUUCCCGUGCCCCCGAUGAGGCGCUUCUCAAGAAAGCUGGUGAUGGUGUCCGUGACCGUAUCCGCGCUAUCCACGGCAAGCAAUAUACCUCCCAGACUGCUUAUGACUUGUAUCAGACGACCGGUAGUGCCACUGACUGGUGGUAUGGCGAGACCGUCACCAAGGCCCUUGGAAAUCGCCGGAUCUAUUCGUACACAAUUGAACUGAGGCCGACUGGAUCCAGCGACCAAGGUUUCAUUCUUCCCCCUAGCGAGAUUAUUCCCACCGGUGAAGAGAUUUGGGGGUCGAUCACCUGGUGGACCAAGUUUGUCCUAGACAACCCGAUCAAGAUUUAAAUAGUUACCACCCAGAGCAGUGUACUUGCUGAGCGACAUUUUUUGCUUAUUCCAGUCUUGACAAUGUAUACCUCAUAGCAUAAUGUAGCUAGAGCAGUAAAAUAUCCAUAUCUGCUCAUUGUUGAGACAGUUUUGCAAACUGUUCAAUGCUUCGAUGCCCGAUCCAUGAACAGGCGAAUAUCAGAAGUGAUUGAAAAACUAAAUUAUAUCAUGAAAACGAGAUAUCGCAAAAAAAGCUCCAACAACAUUACACAAACUAGUCUUAGAAAUAUGAUAAACCAACAAAUCAGAACGGGAACGAAAGCCGGGUAUACAUCGGUGAAAAAUAU